ACAUGCCACCCCAGCACCGUAAUAAAUAAUAAUACUACGCUAUUAUGUAUUACAUGCAAUAUGAAUUAUUCUCCCGCACAGAUAAAAAGUAGGCCUUUGUUUUUUGGCCUAAUGCAGAUGAAAUGGAGUGAAAUGAAGUCGGUGUCCCGCAGGAUGAUACCGGGGCCGGUUCUUCCGUUCCUCUCCGUUCUGACCGCCGCCGCCCGCGCGUGACGCGGGGCGUGACGUCACGAAACAUGGCGCUCGCACGGGAAGGUGAUGCUGGACCGCUCUGUUUACUGCGCCUUUGAUUUCCCCACGAACCCAGACGUUUUACGAUGCCGGGAAAAGACGCGUCCUCGCGUUUAAUCGUCCGAGAGAGGUAGUAAGCGAACGAGCGGUUUAAAACGAUGAGACGCAAUCGCAAAUAAGACGCCGGUAGCGGUUAGCAUUUAGCUUAGCUUCACAAACAUCACAGAACUGUCGCGUUAGCUAACGCUCGUAACCGCGGCGUGUGUCUAAUAUCGCGCAACAUGAGUCUUUGACACGGCGGGCAUAAAGAUAUAGAUGCGCGUAGACGUAGACGAGCCAGUCCGGGCGUCGUUUAUUUAGAUGUGCCAGCCGUUUCUAGGUGGUCGAGGUAGUGGAUUAGCCGCAGCGCCGAGGAUGGAGGCUCUUCGCGGAGGUGUGUGUUUACUAGGAUUUGCCACUCUCUCUCAAGCCGCUCCGGUCUCAAACACACUCGCAGAGGCUGCUGGGUAUGUGGAUUUCUCUCUGACCGUCUCGCUGCUCUUGUCUCUGGCUGUGCUGGUGGCCCUCGUGAUAUUGCUGCUCAACUGUGCUUCCUGCUGCAAAGAGCAAGAGAUCAACUUUAAGGAGUUUGAGGACCACUUUGAGGAUGAGGUUGAUUUCACGCCUCCAGCGGAGGACACCCCCUCUAUGCAGUCGCCCGCGGAGGUCUACACCCUCGCUGUUCCUCCUGUGCCCCUCCCUGGACCCCCUCACCUCCAGCUGCCCCGGAUAACAGACGUCUCAUCGGGUCCUCAUGUGGCACGACACUCUCUCAGUUACAUUCAGGAGAUCGGGAACGGCUGGUUUGGAAAGGUUCUGCUCAGUGAGAUCUACGUGGACCCUGGAGUCGCCCGGGCGGUUGUCAAAGAGCUGAAAGCCAACGCCAGCUCCAAAGAGCAGAACGAGUUCCUGCAGCAGGGAGACCCGUACAGGGUCCUUCAGCAUCCCAAUAUACUGCAGUGUCUUGGUCAGUGUGUGGAGGCCAUCCCUUUCCUUCUUGUUUUUGAGUACUGUGAACUGGGGGACCUGAAGAGUUACGUUUCUCAGCAUGAAUGGCUGUACAGGAAUGGAGAACUGCUACAGCUGCAGAAAAUGGCCUGCGAGAUCGCUGCUGGGGUCACCCACAUGCACAAGCACAACUUCCUGCACAGUGAUUUGGCUUUGAGGAACUGCUAUCUCACAACAGACCUGACUGUCAAAGUAGGAGAUUAUGGCAUUGGCCCUUCGAGUUUUAAGGAGGAUUACAUCACCACAGAGGACGACCAAUGUGUAGCACUGCGCUGGCUUGCUCCAGAGCUGAUUGGUGAGCUGCAUGGGGGUGUGAUCACAUCAGAACAAACUAAACCCAGCAACGUUUGGGCAUUGGGUGUGACAUUGUGGGAGCUGUUUGAGGGUGCAAAGCAGCCGUACCCUCACCUUUCAGAUAGAGAAGUGCUUCACCAUGUACUCAAGGAUCAACAAGUCAGACUUCUCAAGCCACAGCUGGACUUGCCAUACUCAGAAAGAUGGUAUGAGGUUCUACAGUUUUGUUGGCUGCCGGCAGACAAGAGGGCCACUGCUGAAGAGGUCCACCGCCUGCUCACUUACCUCCGUAUGCAGGGUCAGAAAGAUGUGGAGGAUGACUUCGAGCAGCGCUGGAGCUCUCUCAAACCCAAUCCAACCACUCGUCAAGCCACCGUCAGUCAUUCCUCCUUCCCCAUUCUGGAGCAGUUUGAUGACGGCAGGGAACCAGACGAGGUGCUCACAGUCACUGAAACGAGUCGCGGGCUGAGUUUUGAAUACGUGUGGGAGGCAGCCAAGCAUGACCACUAUGACAGCCACAAUCGCUCUGCCAUGGACACUACUUUGAAUUACCACAGUAUGUUCUUUCCAGUGCCACGGCAAGAUAUUCAGGCCCAUUUUCCUGACACUGUAGCGCAAGCAGAAAAUGGCAGAGUCCCGGAAACUUUGCCAGUGUUUGAUCCACAUAAAGCAUCAUCUGGAAACGACUACUUUAUUAAGUUGGAGGAGCUAGAUGAGAGCGAAAUUGGCAUGGGGGAAAGUCAGGGUGCUGAAGGCCCCGAUGCUUCAGAGCAGCAUCAGUAUGUAGUCUUACAGGACGUCCGGUUGGAUGAAUCCAGUACGGAUGCUGAUUUCUUUCAUCAGAGCAUUGACUCAAAAGACUCUUUCCUUCAGGACAGCCACAUAUGGUCCUCAAGUGAACAUGAGAGCCCUUACCAUACCAACAUUUUCAGUGAGGGUGAUGCAAAACUGGAAGACACUCAUUCAUUCACGGGAGGUUUUAUGGAGCUCCCCGAGAUGAAUGUACAGAAGAGGGAAUCUGAUGGUGAAGCCAAUGGGGAAGAGGCAAGUGACAGUUUCCAGAAUUCUUUUUUAGGGGUUGGACCAGAAGCCAUUCAUCUGGAGGUUUCUGAUCAGGAGAACUCAGAUGUAAUGAAGCUUCUUAACACAGAGAAACUGGCUGAGAACUUCUUGUUUCUUAAAGAGAACAGCCUUUUGAAGGACAAGUCACAGUCAGAAUCAAAAAAUAUCCAGGAGACUAUGAGCUCCAUCAUUGAGACCAAUGUCUCAGAUAGUGUAAACCUUGCAAGUGAGUCUUUGAAAUCAUCUGGGAAUUCUACGCAGCUUAAGGAUGAAUUCUUGGACUUAGUCAGCCCGAUUUUAGAUGAUUUUCUGUCGCCUUUAAAAGGAAAAGAAACAAUGGUGCCUUUUGACAUAUUAGUAACAGGACAAACCUGUAGCAACCACCUGCCAGACACAAAUGGCUCUUUGCGUUCUCCAAAAUCUGGGAACUACUCCUCUUCUGAUUCUACCUCUGAGAGUGUUGAGGUCAUUGUUGACAGUCCAUCUGAUAGUCACCAGUCCCUUGAAAGUGCCACUACAGAUACACAACAUAUGUGCAUAGAUGCCAAAUCCCCCAGUCUUGAAGAAGGUUUUGGAGCCUCAAAGGAGAAUGGGCAGUAUCGAGGAAUCAGCGAUGCAGCUGAGCUUAGCUUUACUACUUCACCUGUUGGUGAGUGUACAGAAGGUGGCCUCACUGAAGGUCUAACAAGUAGCGACUCAAUGAGUGAUAUAAUAGAGCUGGACAAGAAGACAGCCAAUGAUAUUCCACAAUCAGAAGCCAUCGAUCAAGAAACUUUAUUGGACACGCAUGUAACUCAGGACAUGUCCUCACUGUUGGUUUCAGAUGUCUGUCUUGAUCAAAUAAGUCAGGACAGCCUUCUUGAUGACAGCACCUCUUCCACUCUUCCAACCAUUGAGAAUUCGGCUGAAACGCCAGAUUCAUUAGAUUCUUUGGAUGUGGUGCAUGGACAGUCUUUGGAAACGCCUGUUAAUAAGCUUCAGCCCCCAUACAAAGCAGCUGACAGUGGGUAUGAAACAGAAAACCUGGAGUCACCUGAGUGGAACUCUCAAACUGGCUUGAGGGAUUCCUCUGAAGAACAUGAGCUGGGAGGUGCAAUGGAGCCUGCGGCACUGGUUCCACCGGAAAUCAUAAUUUCCGAUGUGGACACUGUACCUGAGGUUCAGGUGAAUGAUGUGAGAGUUGACCACCAACAAGAGCCUGGUGAAGUUCACUUGGGUGGAAACUACCGAGACUCUGCUUACUUCUCAGACAACGAGGAACUGGAUAAGAAGAGUGAUGACAUCAGCGGAAGCGUCUCUGGAGAUGCUUCAUUUUGGAUCCAGAGUAAUCAGGAAGCUGGCGAAAAUCAAGAAACCGAAACUGUUGAGGAGCAUUCGGUACUGGAGACUUCUCCUGAACCUGCAGGUUCUACUUUAGAAUCAACUGAGGGUGAUGUCCAAGCUACAAGGACUGUACUUCCUGAGUUGGUUCUCACCACAGAGGAAGACUGGAGUCAGGAAAAACCAUUGACUGUUGAUGACUCUGACCAAACUCAUUCCCAUGCAGCCACAGAACAUGCAGCAACAUCCACUACCUCAGUGCAGCCCUCAACAGACAUGGUCAUGGUUCAUGCAAAACUAACCAGAACCUAUGCUGGGGAGAUAACAACAAAGAAGAAGGAGCCGGAUAUGGAGGGGAGAUACCUGGGCAAGCUCGAUGGCUCCUCGAUGGAAUUCGGCACCGAGGAUGGGAUGGAUGCUGAUGAAGAAGAUGAGAACAGCGAUGAAUCGGAUGAGGAUGUGCGCGCCUACCGAUUACACAGCUCUAGUUCUGAGUGCAGUGAGGAUGAUGUUGUGCACCCUGUACCUGUUAUCAUCUCGGAUGACAGCAGUUCCCUCAACCUCAAAAGUCUGCUGAAACCCAAAUCUUUUCAGGCUGCUAAAUCAACAUCAGAACAGGGCAGCAAUGGAGAUAAUAGACGUGGAGUGUCAUUCUUUGACGAUGUCACUGUCUACCUUUUUGACCAGGAAACACCAACAAAGGAACUCGGUGAGCAUACUCUUGACCCUAGUAGUCAAUUGUCUGAAUUCAGCAGUCCCGUGGCCUCCUCCAGCUACCUUAACAGAUUUACCAACUCUGAGAGCUCCACUGAUGAAGAAGGUGGUGCAUUUGAGUGGGACGAUGACUUCCCAUCUCCAGAGCCCAAUUUCCUUUCAAAGGCAGCCAGCGAUCAUUCUGCCAGUAGGCCCGGUGGGACCUCUGCAGCUUCCAAGUAUUUCUCCCCACCCCCAGCGAACCGCACCCUGGAGCCGAGCUGGAACAGCCCCUCCAACUACUCGCGCUUCUCCAUCUCUCCAGCCAGCAUCGCCAGCUUCUCCCUCACCCACCUCACAGACUCCGACAUCGAGCAAGGGGGGAGCGGUGAAGACGGAGAGAAAGAUUAAACAACCUGCCGGACGCGUAUAAAUGUCACGGAUGUGUUCGAUUGGAAGGCUUUGAUCGCUUCUUUUGAUCGCUUCGUAUUUAUUUGGGGAUAUGAAGGGGACUGCAGAGACUAGGCUGACGUCUUCUGGUUUUCCAUAAACUAUGAUUCGCUAUGUUUCUUUCGUCAGUGCAAUUUGGAGAAAACUUGCUUCACACAUGCUUUAGAAACUUUCUCACGCUUCCCAAGUGCCCUGCCUCACUUUUUUGCUUUCGCUCAUACGCAUUUCUUCAUAGUGUCCACAUUUUCCGUCAGAAGGAUGAAGAUUUAUCACGCGACCAGAGGACUCUCUGUUAAACACUAAUGAGCCAAUAGACUCGAACUCAGUUGUGCAAUUGAAAUCGUAUAAUACUUGCCUUUUAUUUUAACACACUGGAUUUUAUUGUUUUUUUUUUAAUGUGAAAUCUAGUGUGACAAGCUUAUUUAUAUGAUCGUGUAAUGGAUUUGAUGUCCAAUAGAAGCAACAUGGGUCUCCACAGAUAUUUUUGUACAGUGUUUGGACUACUUGCAUACCACUUUCACCCCAAGCAGCGGCUAGCGUAGUUUCAGUGGCAUGUUUUGUAUUGAAAGGUGUAGAAGUCAGGAUACAGGCAGCUGGAGGGAUUUGGCCAUGAGAUGCUACGUUUUUUUGUCGCGGGUUGUAUAAUGAUCGGGCCAUCGCAGUGCCUCACAUCCCCCUCAUCCCACUUUGAGGACGCAUCUAAUCUCAAUUUCAGUUCAAGUUUGCAUUUUUUUUUUUUUUUUUUAUUCAGCGCAAAGGGGAUCUAGAACAUAUCCAGGCCAUAUUUCACCCCAAAAUCUAAAUAUUUUUUUUUUAUAGUUUAAAUCUCAAAGCGUUUGUAUUAUAACGGUAGUUUUUGAUUUAAUGAAUCGAAACACGAAAGAUAUUAACGUUGAUAUUUCGCUAAAUGUCUUAUUUUUUUUUCCCUCUAGAUUUUGGGUUGAAAUGUGACCCAGACAGUCUGUGAGAUUCAUCGUCGUUGUUGGCGGUAGAUUGAACUACAGGGAGAGAGGCUAGAUAGCAACUCGCAGAACUUCCAAAGGUAAAGGCUGCUUGUAGCAUCGUGUAGGAAUACUGUUCAAAGAAAAAAACUAAGAACCUCCUUUGUUCGGACUCCCUUGUGUUAACGUUGAAGAGCAGCUUGAGAACGCUCAAGGGAUGGGAAGCGAUUGGGCUUUCCCUCUACUUUAUUUUUUGGUGCGCAUGUAUUGUUCGUUGGACCUGAAAGGUAAUCGUCAUAGGUCGUAGAAAUCAUUUAUAUUUGCCAAUCUUGCUGCUCAUGAUGCUUUGGGUCGACAACGACGGCGUUAAACUAAUGUGUAUAUAGUAGAAAUCAAUCAGCAAGAGAAGCGCUCGGCGUCGUUGAGGCUGGAUGCGCGGUGAUUUUGGUAUGGUGUACUCAAGAUAAUGUCGCGUAAAUUGGGAGGCUGAUUAUUUGUAAAGGUUAUCGCUGGAAUAAUAAUCGGGUGCAUAGCGUCAACAUCCCCUUGUAAUUCAGUACAGUAAUCUCUGUUUUAGACCUGUUGAAUAUCUGUAUUACCAGCACUCGAUUUCAGUUCAACUUGAAAUUUUAUGAAAGGAAAUUCUUCGGUUUUAUUCUACAGUAUACUUUGCUUAAUCUUGCACAUCUUUAAAGUGUAACUUAAUGUUGAAUUGUUCUCCUGUAUAUAAAUGUUUAAUUUUGUCUGUAAAUUGGGAACGAUGCGAGGAGGUACGAUGACCGAUUUUGUAAUUUAAAGCUAAAAUGCGACAUCACGGGUGAGAAGUGAUCGGAAAAAAAAGACGAAUUAAUGAUGAAAUAUCGGGGAAAUGCAGGUCAUCACGUCCUUAUAACUUGUAAAUUUAAAAAAAAUGGUGAUAUUUUUACUUCAUAUUGAUGAUGAUCAUGCCUAGUAUCAUUGAAGGAAUGGUUUAUAAUUAUUGCUCUGUUUAUUAUGGAAUUAAAUGACAAUGAAAUUC
Puntigrus tetrazona (Sumatra barb) is the source of this 7056-nucleotide messenger RNA. RefSeq names its product lemur tyrosine kinase 2 (gene lmtk2). The coding region runs from base 592 to 5058 and encodes 1488 amino acids. NCBI's taxonomy places the organism in Eukaryota, Metazoa, Chordata, Actinopteri, Cypriniformes, Cyprinidae. The transcript is spliced from 14 exons. Gene Ontology annotation, molecular function: protein kinase activity; ATP binding. Gene Ontology annotation, biological process: protein phosphorylation. The record is from RefSeq and is a predicted model, not a curated record.